UGCUGGAGUUGUGGUACAAUACGUUCAGCUGAAUGCGGAUGGGCCUGCCCACUAGCCUACCGCCUAGCUACCGCCACUGCGAAACGGCAGAGAAGGAAGACGAAGCAAGUUGGACCCGCUACUCCAACGGGAACAGACUCACGCCAUUGACCUUGUCCGUCGAGUCGGAUCCGAUGCAAAUCGGACAUUAGUACCUCGUCGAUGUGAAUUUAUCGGUGCAUGGCAGUCGUCUCUACCAGUAUCUAUCUCUUGUUGCCGAACUUGUUUUACGCCGCGUUGUGAUGGUUCUAGUUAGACCGCAGCGUCCACUACAGGCAAAAGAACUAGGAAUCUACAAUAGCAAUAACGUCUGUUUGUGUGAGAAUAGGGGCUAACUACACUAAAAACACCGAAUACAAAAACAAUCAAGCAGGCGGAUCAAUCGCAAACUGAAAACAGGUACUAGCUGCUGCGGCUCGACCUUCAUAGCAUAUUGCUGGUCGGUUCGGUGAAAAGGGACGAGAAGACGAAACAGAGAUACGGAUCGUCUUUUCAGGCACGAACUAGCGGCUGGCAGCUCGUAUUUACUUAUCGCCAAGAGUUCAUUCGUCGAACACGGCGUGCUCUUAUACACUGAACAGAGGAAACUUGUACAUACAAGAAGCACUACUGAAUCGAAAACUGAAUGGCAUUCGUUUAAUAGUCAAAGAUAUUGAAUUGACCUAGCACAUCAGUAAGGCGCAAUCUUGAUCUGGGUCAACAAAGGCAAUGAAAAUGGGACAAUAUAGCAAGUUCCCGUUCAGCAACUAGUUAAAACUCAGCUUAGUUUAAUGUUGCGAACACACUUUUCGAAUAGGCCUUGGCCUUGGUUUCUGGACUGAGUCUAUUCAAAGAAACUUCGAAGUUGAUCGACUCUUUGCAACAGUGUCUUAAUCUGCAGGAGUUUCUAGGCUUCACCCCCCCCCCCUCCCCGCCGGAAGAGUUGUACACAGUUGCAAUGCACAUCAGCAUAUGGUCGUCGUGUUUGGCCGAGUGUCUCAUGAAAACCUGUGAUUGCGCCCAUUACAGACUCCGUCUGCCGUAACGGAACCUCCGUAAAGUUAGCGCUGCCGGACGUGCGUUCCAGCGAAGCGCUGCUUAAGGUUUGGAAGACUCUGAUUCGCUCUCAGCAAUAGGGCAUCGUGGCAUAGUCUGCAUAAGGAUCGAAGAGGAAUUUAAUGAUGCAACGUAAUCGUUAUACCAUCAAUGUUUAACGUUGUCUUGCUUAUUUCUGCUGUGAAGUUGUGGUAAUAUAUCUGGAUUAAUUGUUGGUGAUGGCACAUAUCAAUCGAGCCGUGGCGUCAUUUGUGUUAUUUAUGCGCAUCAGUGGGUGACUGAUCGUCGGCCUAUUGACGUGUUAAAGUUACGUCCGCACUUAUCUACGUUAGAUUUUGUGGUUUCUGAUGAUAAAGAUGAUAAUGAGUAUUUUUGAGUGCUUCGUUUAGAGGCUCUCUCUACUAGGACGACAGCGAAUGCCACCGAUCGUCUUCUGACAAUACGGUUCUUGGAUAGACAGUUGCUUCUCAUGUUGACAAAAUUGAAGGACGAUUAGUUUUACCUGUCGUGGUACCACAACAUUGAGUUAGUUCGGCACUACCCAAAUGCGAACGGUCCGUUCUUGCCUAUGUAGCCAAUAACAUUUGUGGGGCGUUGCAUUCACCGUCAACGUUUUGCUCAAAACACUUCAUUGAAGUAGGUGAAAAAGCCGUUACCUUAAUGUAUUAAACGUUGUCGACGGAUUAUUGAAACUCCCGAAUAGCACCGUUUAAACUCGCGCGGCCUGAUAGCAUGUUUUCGCCAGUGCUAAAUUCAUCCUGAGGCUUCCUAUCUGCAUUUAAUCUAAUACAUCGGUACAUCGUGACAGGCAAGUGACUACAUUGAUUUAGUAUCGAAACGGAUUUAUUCUGGGCAGCAGGACACGCUGCAGCGUUGCUGUCCAUGAUUAUAUCGGCGUGAUGCGUGGACGAACUUUAGUACGACAAGACACGGAGAGGACGCGUUGGUGAUCUGUGCUUAUGACUAAGGUGAGCUGCCCUAUACCGAGCUCAGCGUACGGAAGUAGCUGGUUCUGUGAAGGUCUGCAUUUAUACCAGCUACGAACUGAUCUGAAGCCGUUCUCAUUAGCCCAAUCCGAUCGAUUGAUCAACAUAACCAGUCAAGCGGCGGCGGCAACAUGACAUGUCGGACGCUUUUGCUGGCAGUCAUAUGCUGGGCGACAACGGCCGCUACUGCGCGAAAUGUUCAUAUUAACCAAGAAGUGUCGUCAUUUCCCCUUUCUUCGUCGCGAUAUCAACAGCAUCAGCAGCACCGUCGACAGGAACUCAUCGAUCGCAAUUACCAUGGAUCGGAAUCAGGCCAAACAACGACAGCUGAGGAGAUUCGGGCCGGCAAACGGCUACUGCAAGUGUUUGGCCUGAAGGAGCCAAAGCUCCGUGGGCACGUCCUGCCACCACAGUAUAUGCUCGAGCUGUACAAUUACACGGCAACGGAGCAGGGCUUCAUGAAGACUGCCAACCCAUACAAUGCUAACCUAAUUCGAAGUUUCACUGAUAAAGUUCGACGGAGACGUAAAGCAAGCGAGUCGCGCAUGUCGAAGCCCUAUCAUGUACCUACAGCAACUGCUCUGCGAUUCUAUUUCAACUUAUCCCGUGCGGACCCUCUUGAAGAACUUCUGCAAGCUCAAUUCCACAUUUACAAGCUGCGACCAAAGAAUCGAAAGUUCAAAGGACUCCUCGAAGUUCGGGCCUACCAAGUAAUGCCAGGUCAAACUCCUGACCAAGAAGAAGGAAAUCGUCUGCUUGACGUUCGGAGGAUCGGCUAUGACGGACUUGGCUGGGAGGUGUUUUAUGUAAAGGCUGCAGUGGAUGACUGGCUUCGUAAUCCGGCACUUAACCUCGGUCUGUUUCUCACCGUCCGAACCCAGAAGGGUCGUCGCAUGCCUGAUCAGCAAUUUCGCUUCGCUCGAAAACAAAUAGGGACGUUCAGGACGUCAUCGGGCGAAUCUUCGGCCUCGUUUGGUGGAAGCACUUCAGCGAGUUCUGGUUCCGUAUCAAAACAGCCUGUACUUGUCGUCUUCAGUAAUGACGGUCGAUCAAGUCAACGAAACGAAAUGAGCAGCAAUGGUAAUACAACCGAAUCGUAUUCUCUCGGCGACUCUCGAAGCCGUUCUCGUCGGUCCGUUCCUACACUUUCACCAGCGGCCCAAUAUGAAGUCAUUGGCUCAACCAGCACCGAUCCUUUGUCAGGGCAUCAUUCUCAUUAUCAAGAUUCGAAGGAGCCUUGUGCGCGAUAUGACCUCUACGUCGAUUUCGAGAAAAUUGGUUGGUCAUCGUGGAUCAUUUCACCGAAAGGCUAUCAAGCUUAUUAUUGCAAGGGGUCGUGCUCGUUCCCUCUGGGGCAAAAUCAAUGGCCGACAAAUCACGCCACGGUUCAAAGUAUCGUCAACGAACUUGGCCUCAGCGAGGGUGUUGGUAAACCAUGCUGCGUGCCCAAUAAACUGUAUUCCAUCAGCCUUCUGUACUAUGACGAUAGCGAAAACGUAAUCCUGAAGCAAUACAACGAUAUGGUAGCAGCUAGCUGUGGGUGCCACUAGCGAGACACUAAUGUAUCGCAAAUGGACGAGAAAAGAGAACUAAAAAGGAUCUGUAAUGAAAAUAGCGAACUAUAUACUUAUCAACACGUUCGAGGCAUCGAAUUGUCUCUAGAAGCAGAUUAAAUAUGGCGGAAAUGAUCUAUCUGAAAUAGAGGCUUCGACGAGUGUAUUGAGCGUACCUAAACGGAUAACUUGAUACAAGCAUAAUUGAAAUGAUGCUAUUGAACACCGUGUGAGCCUUCGGCUCUUACUUGUCACCGUGGCUGUCUUUAGACAACGGCAAAAGUAGAAAACAAAACUGAUGCCGGAAAUACCAACAUGUAAUAGAAGUGCAAAAUACAACACUUCCAUGAAAUACAGUGUGCCCUCGUGGGCUGCGCUGCUGUCUUACAGUAAAUGUAGAAGGACCGUUGACCUAAAGACAAGUACGAUAACUGGGUCUAUCGUUAGAAGCCAUCAAAUCGUCAGUAGCAAUUGUUGUCCCAGGAGGAGAUAAAACAUUCCUUUGCAACUCGUUUCGUUGACGGCUCAUCUUAUCACGCAGCUUAGCAGCCCCGUAAGCUCCAAUGGGUCAGUCUAACCUAUGGGAUUAGUUGCGGGCAGUAGAAACAUAGAGUCUUGUUUUGAGCUCACUAACCUGCUUCAGCCUUCUGUGCUAUCCCUGAAGGGAGGUGCACUUCCAGCAUCAACAGCAAGAUCUGAACUUGAAAUUCUCAGAAACGCUACUCUGUUUUUUCCUACUAGAGUGGAAGGCAUAAGCAUGAUCUCCGCAAGUAUGAACUUUUUUUGCUUCUAGUCGAAUGAAGGACCACUUGUAAAUGAUAUGUGCGCAACCUAAUGUUGAGAAAGCGUACCUUACAAAUAAAAUAAACCUAGUACAAUACAUCUCAUGACUACUUAUAUAAUUAUAAUGACAUAGUCAUGUUUAAAGGAGGUAUAUGCGUGUUGUCUAGGUAAAACCCAAGAGACCUGGGAAAAACCUAGAAUUCUUAGUCCUUUCGAAAAGCAAAAGGGAGCAAACACGUAGGUCCUCAAGAGAAACACCUCUCACCAAAUAUUUCAAAAAAUGCACACUGUACAAUGGACAAUUUCAACGGUUUCAAACAAAAACACUCAUAUUGUACAGUAUUAAUGAAUAACCAUGCAGCAAUCGUUGAAAUAAAAAGAGACAUAGUACGAUUAUAGAAAUGUCUCCCGUACAGUCAGUCAGUCAGUCAAUGUCCGUGGGGUAACGGCAACUAAUGAAGCAGUGACAAGCAGUCCUGGCCUUAUGGGGCGGUAGCUUAGCUGACCGGAUCGGAUGUGUGUUAAUAUCUGGCAAUCUGAGGAAUAACAUGUAGGAUAACGAUCCUAGAAAAACCCUUGACUUGACGGAAGGCCAAAUCCUAGAAUCAACCACAAGGUCACCCUGCUAGUCACCGAGUCAGCCCUAUCUUUGAUUACCAUUGAAAUAAGAUGCAGUGAAUUCUGUUGUAUUGUACAAUAAUUGAAAUGAAAAAAAACACUCACUAAAUAAAAUGCCGAUCGGUAAUUGCUGUUUAAUUCCUAUAAAAAUCGUGUGAGUUCUCAGAGACGCGCAGAGUGGAAGUUCUUUUGUUUAUGAGAGUAAGAAAAGAUAUCGGCAUGUAAAGGAAUAGAUACUGGGAACUACACAUGGUUAGCGACCGCACGAAGUGAAAAGAUUGGUAAAUGAUAGUCUGUCACAAAACAGUGAAAUGUAUUUAGAUUAAAAAAAAAAUCAGCAGCAGAAACUUACAAAAAGCUACAAAAAUUUCGCUCUGUGUCCCUAAAUACUAUUGGUGACGGUGAUAAUCUCUAAAAUAUUUGGAUCAUAUGUUAUUUGUCGUAGGCUAGAUUCCGCAAUGCGCUUUUCUGUGUAAGAAAAAAAAGUUUAAAUGUUACCGUUCUGCUGCUCGACGCCUUCCGUCAUAUUCUUAUGGACCUAAGAUCUUCUGACGUAUAGCUCUUGAUGGUUGAUUGUAAACGACAAACGGAGUUCAUAUGGUACUCCUCAUAACAAAACUAUACCGCUUAGGACGACAUAUUAUGGAAGUCAUAAAAAUGCGCCUAUAGAAUUGUGGCAACAUGGAAGAAGUUCAAUUUAGUCACCGGAGUGAACAGUUAGCAACCUGCUGACUCCUAGAUUUUGCGAAAGCAUACGAUAGAAAAGAGCUUGAUUUUAUAUUGGAAAACAAAAAGAGUGUCUGUAAAAAUAUUGGUCCUUCUGUAUCAGAUUACCAUCUACGAGAUCAUCUAUGGAAAAAAAAAGUUAGCUAAUUCUAAAACACCUACAUUGUUACCUAAUAGAGACAGCUAAAAUAGCAAAGACUACAGGAUUAAUCAGUCAAGGCGGAAAAUUUGGAGCUAAUUUCAUUUGAGAUCAGUCAACGUUGCCUGUUUCCAAGUUUAGGAGCACUGACAGAUUCCCCAGGCAACCGGUUCAGUAGACACUUGGCUAAACUAGAUGGCUGAACGGCGAAUGGUCAACAGCCGGUUGCCGGUAAUGACGUAUUGCUAGGGCCCAGUUUCUUCUCCAAGGGGCAAAGGAGGUUAACGUCGAAACAGAAGUGCAGAUAUUGCGUAGUGCCCCGCCGUACUUUUUCUUUGAAAACAUAAUUACUAAUAUUAUAUAGAUAUAUAUAUAUAUAUAUAUAUAUAUACAUAAGAUUAGUAAUAGCACGACAAUACGUAUAAGUAUAAUAUUAAAAAUUAUUGAUACUAUCAUGUGACAAUGAUUUCAAACAGAGGAAAUAACGAAAUAGUUGUUGAAAGAUAAUAACUAGCCAUUACGUGUUAUAACGAGAACAAACAACCCGAUGUCAAAACUGUAAAGUCUGGUGUGUUCUUUUCGUCAAUGAGCGAAUAACCUGUUAAUUCGUUCGUUUAGGGUUACAGUAAGGAUGGUGACAAAGUAUUCGGUUCCUUCCAGUUCAGCUCCACUUUUGUAAUUUCAGUGCCAGAGUAUAAUAUAACGCUUUGUUUUGCACGAUAUAAACUUUGCAUCCGACGUUCAUAGACUUCAUAAAUCCUUUAGUUUUGCAUAAUAUAUCAUUGAUGCGCAUUCAUUACUUUCGAUAUUCAAAGGUUCUUAACACAGGAUCAUAAUGAUACCAAUUAAAUAUUUGCAUUCUAUACGAAAUCUAUCGUUGGUCUAUUUGAAAUCGUGGGUCAGAACCGUUUUUUUUUUACUUCUUAGAGAAUGCCAAACUGCUUCUAACAUGAUGUGCAAGAGCAGAGAAAUGUUAAAAACGUGUGCAGGCGCAUUAAAAAUCUUGCGUAAAGGUACCUUAUGCGUGUAUGUGCUUUGCUCAUGCACAUGCUGAGAUAAUGAAGUUUUUGUAGGUUAUAUUUUAUGUGACUUUGAUAUUAGCCAGUCUAUUAGAACUUACGGAAGCUUCUGCUGUUUAGAUAUGCAGAUUUUCAAGAUAAUUGACAAGUCACACAGCAUAAGGCAAACAACCUCAGUUUCCCUCACUGAACAAUAAAAGGAAAAGCUUUUUAUUUUAUUAUGAUAAGUAUAUAAUUGGCUUUUACUUCUAACCUUAUAUGAUUCACGUGUACGGAACAGGAGGUCUGUCCACAUGCUGGCUAGCGAGCUGAGCUUGCAAUAGUGAACGGAUAAAUAACAAUAAUAGCAAUUUCAGCAUAGUCAGGUUUCAACGAGAAAGUAAUCAAGCUUUAUUUGCGGAAAACUAACUCAGCUAAAGACAGACGCUUCUGGCGCGCACAUUUAUCAUUUUCAAAUGCGCCUAAACAAAGUCCUUCUUAGUAGCUUCAACAAGUCUGUAAAAAUAUACAAUACGUAUCAUGCACCAACAAUCUCGCUUAAUAAUCUAC
Messenger RNA from Varroa destructor (honeybee mite), 7447 nucleotides. Its product is annotated as bone morphogenetic protein 7-like. The record is from RefSeq and is a predicted model, not a curated record. Lineage: Eukaryota; Metazoa; Arthropoda; Arachnida; Mesostigmata; Varroidae. Gene Ontology annotation, cellular component: extracellular region. Gene Ontology annotation, molecular function: growth factor activity; cytokine activity.